Molecule: messenger RNA, 1206 nt
Organism: Macroventuria anomochaeta
Lineage: Eukaryota; Fungi; Ascomycota; Dothideomycetes; Pleosporales; Didymellaceae
Product: alpha/beta-hydrolase
Exons: 4
Coding region: 27-1043 (338 amino acids)
Molecular function (GO): triacylglycerol lipase activity
Source: RefSeq, a predicted model, not a curated record
AUCAACAUCACAAUGCGCCGGUCCCAAUGAUACGAAUAUGUGCUCGAGCGAAUAUUCGCUCUCACGCGUUACCUACACCUACACUAUGUGUAUCUACACAGUGGCUGACUCGACACCAGUUCAGCAGUACAUUAUGGCGCAAAGAAGACCCGCGGAUUGAAUCCAUGGGCAGAGAGAUCACUGAUGAAUUCGCAGUGAUCCGUGAAGAAUAUGCUACACCAAAACACACGAUCGUCCUUGCUCACGGUCUACUUGGCUUCAGCGAACUUCGACUAGCCGGACAAUUCCUUCCUGGUCUCAAAUACUGGCGUGGUAUUACAGAGGCGCUAUCAGCAAAGGGCAUCGAGGUCAUCGUAGCUACCGUCCCACCGAGCGGCAGCGUCGAAGCUAGAGCAGCGAAGCUGGCGGAGAGUAUCGCAGCGAAGGCUAUGGGGAAGGAAGUGAACAUCAUAGCACACAGCAUGGGAGGUCUCGACUCGCGCUACAUGAUCAGCCAACUCAAGCCGACCGAUUUCAAGAUCAAGUCCCUCACUACGAUCGCAACACCGCACCGAGGCUCCUCAUUUGCGGACUACAUGUUCGAGACGAUUGGUCCUCGACGGAUUAAGAGGAUAUACAAUGUCAUAGAGUACUUUGGGUUCGAGACUGGCGCAUUUUCUCAGCUUACGCUGAAGUACAUGCGCGAGAGCUUCAACCCAAGAACACCAGAUAUUGGGGACGUUAGGUACUUCUCAUAUGGCGCAUCCCUGGAGCCUACACGGUGGUCUGUGUUCGCUCCAUCGCACGUCAUUGUCAAGCGGGAAGAGGGAAUCAACGACGGUCUUGUCAGCGUCUCCUCGAGUCAGUGGGGAGACUACAAAGGAACACUGAUCGGUGUCAGUCACCUUGACCUGAUUAACUGGACCAACCGCAUAAAGUGGUGGUUCUGGGAGCUGACUGGCAGCAAGAGGAAGUAUGGCUCUGGACCACCUUCUCAUGCACGCGCAUCGCUAACAAUAAGCCAGCUUCAACGCUAUUGCAUUGUAUCUCGAUAUCUGUGGUAAGUAGGGGCCAGCGGACAUUGCGCUAUUUUGCGGAUCAUUGUACUGACUGAAUCAUUCAGAUAUGCUCGCCAAAGAGAAGCUGUAGCUUUGUAGCUUUGCGCGAGAGGUCUCGCAAGAAACGACAACCUCAGUUUGUAGUAUACUAUGCACAAAGACGCGUCAG